Rotaria socialis is the source of this 1410-nucleotide messenger RNA. Lineage: Eukaryota; Metazoa; Rotifera; Eurotatoria; Philodinida; Philodinidae. The record is from the annotation of a GenBank genome assembly.
AUGAACUAUGGCACUACGAUUCGUAAAUUAACUCAACCCCAUCUUUCCAUUAACAAUAUGUUUCCACCGAUCAAUGCUCAUUCGAGGCCUCCGUCAGAAGAUUUGCAUGGUGUUAGCAGCGGUGGAGUAGCAGACAUUCAUUCGGCUUCAAAACAUCAACAAAUUCGACGACAGCAGCUGACAGUGGAUCAGCAACGGCGCAGUCCAUUGCGAAGUAAAUCAUCGCUGUCAACAACAGCAUCAACGAAAACUAGAUAUGUAAAGGCACCGACUGCUGUUGCUGUUCCAAUGCCUUCACCUCUUGCUCGGCCAUUAAAAAUUCUACGAGCCGGAACCCCAUCAACAGUUGAACCAAUUAAAAUCAUUUAUCGAUCGAGUGAUUAUUCUUGGAAUGAUCAUUUGAAUAAUGGAAAUGUUUCUAAUCAAGCAUUACGCACUGCUAGUCCAAUGAAAUCGAAAUUCUCCGCAUCGGCUCGUCAAUUAGCUAAUGGAAUUUUACAUGAAACCACAAGCAAUUCAAUUGCUCAUCCUUCAGCAUCAUCAUCAUCACCCAAUGGCCAUUACCAACAGCAACAACAACAAGUAAAAGAGGAUACAAACAAUGGCGAUUUACAUUUAUCAUCAGCAGCCAAAUCUCUUCGUACAUCAAGACUUCAACGUACGAAUAGCCAUUUAGAUAAAACUCCAGGAUUGAAUGCAUUUGGUUUACCUGCCCGAAGUGAAAGUUAUCGUUCAUCGCGUCUUGAUUAUGGUGUACGCUCACGUAAUACAUCAUCAAAACAACGAACUUAUGUUAAUUCGAAAACGUCAUUUCAUGAAAUCAAUGCAGGAGAUCUUCCUAUCAAUGGUACACAAGAUGAAAAUGCAUUUUAUCAUCAACAACCAUUGAAUAUCUUGAGUAGUACACAACGUCUAAAUGGCUCAACAUUUGAUUUAACAGCUAGUCGUAAAGUACUUUCGCCAAAUAAAUCAAAUACAUUUAAUUAUCCAGCUAAUGGAACAGGUGGUCAUCAUCCUUAUUAUAACUCAACACAAGAACUUCAUCGAAGUGAAACAACCAAUGAAAAAAAUAAUGCUACACGAUUUCCUGCGCGUAAUACGCUAUCAAAAGAACCACUUAUAACAUCACAAAAGUUUCGACAGACAUCAAGUAUACAAACAACGACAACACCAGCCGGAGGAGCCAUAACAGCAACAACAACGAGCAUUCCAGCUGUAAUACAAACAGGUGAAAGACAUCCAUCGGCUCAAACAUUUAAAUCUCGCGAUCCCAAUAUAUCAUAUGCCUAUACAGAUGUUAAAAAGUAUAUUGACGAAAAUGAUUUAAUGUCAUCAGAAAAAGAACAAAUUAUACGCAACUGGAUUGUCGAUGUUGAGAAACAUCGACAUCAACAACAGAAAAUUGAUUGA